This is a messenger RNA of Manis pentadactyla (Chinese pangolin), 2731 nucleotides long. RefSeq names its product cytochrome c oxidase assembly protein COX18, mitochondrial. The record is from RefSeq and is a predicted model, not a curated record. NCBI's taxonomy places the organism in Eukaryota, Metazoa, Chordata, Mammalia, Pholidota, Manidae. The transcript has 6 exons. Gene Ontology annotation, molecular function: membrane insertase activity. Bases 166 to 1176 code for a protein of 336 amino acids. Gene Ontology annotation, biological process: protein insertion into mitochondrial inner membrane from matrix; mitochondrial respiratory chain complex IV assembly. Gene Ontology annotation, cellular component: mitochondrial inner membrane.
ACGCAAGACGUCCUUGGCGUGUUUGGGAAGGGCCGUAGUGGCUGUCUGCGGGCGCGCGUUCUCUGUAUCCCCAGGAUCGUCAGUGCAUGCGCGUGACGGCCCCGCGGAGCAGCGCGGGAAGCUCUUUCGUGUGUCCCGCGAUUCGGACACAGGCCUGCUGUAGGCAUGUUGUGCCGGCUUUGCGGUAGGUUGCAGCGGCCACUGCCUGCCCUGCUGCUCGGGGCCCGGGGCCCACCACUUGCACCGGCCCCAACGGGCGGCACCAAACGCUCCGCUCUGCCAGUGUGGGCGGUGGCGUCAGUCUCUGCAGUUGGCCCAGGCGGCGCGGGCAGCUGGUACGAGGCCCUAGCCACGUCAGCGCCGGUGCAGGGCACGGAGCAAAUGCUGCUCUGCGCACACACCGCGACAGGCCUUCCCUGGUGGGGCAGCAUUCUUCUCACCACCGUGGCCCUGCGCGGCGCUGUGACGCUGCCGCUGGCCGCCUACCAGCACUACAUCCUGGCCAAGGUGGAAAAUUUGCAGCCAGAAAUAAAAAACAUGUCGAGGCAUCUCAACCAAGAAGUUGCAAUUCGUGUAGAUCAAUUGGGGUGGUCCAAAAAAGUUGCCAGGCUCACUUACCUAAAGAAUAUGCGGAGGCUUGUUUCAGAGCUGUAUGUUCGGGACAACUGCCACCCUUUCAAAGCCACUGUAUUAGUAUGGAUUCAGCUUCCAAUGUGGAUCUUCAUGUCUGUUGCUCUCCGGAAUUUCAGCACAGGGACAACACAUUCAGAAGGGUUUUCUGUUCAGGAGCAGUUAGCUACUGAUGGGGUCCUGUGGUUUCCUGACCUCACUGCACUGGAUUCCACUUGGAUUCUGCCAGUCUCCGUUGGUGUCAUCAAUUUAUUAAUAGUGGAGAUUUUUGCUCUGCAAAAAAUUGGAAUGUCUCAUUUUCAGACAUAUAUUACAUACUUUGUCCGUGCGGUAUGUGUGUUGAUGAUUCCGAUCGCUGCGACAGUACCUUCGUCGAUUGUUCUCUACUGGUUAUGCUCCAGCUUCAUGGGCCUUUCACAGAACUUGCUGCUACGUUCUCCUAGGUUUCGCCAGCUUUGCCGAAUACCAUUGACCAAGUCAGAUUCAGACACUCCUUACAAGGACCUCUUUGCUGCCUUUUAUGCCAAGUUCAUUUCAAGAAAAUGACAUAACUUCCAGUUAUUUUGAAAUAGUUACAAGUGUCACUACCACUUCAAUAUAUUUAGAAGACUAGAAGUUCAGAUUUAAUCUGUCUUUACUUAAAAUCAUGAAAUCUGUGAAGUACUAAGGGUUAAGAUAUAAUCCAGGUAUAUUUGACAAUACUUAAAAUCUUUUAGUGCUAGAAAUAUACUAUAUUUAAUUAUAUACUAAGAGUAUAAAAGUGGAAUCAAAGUGUCUGGUUUCUGUUUAUAGAAUUACAACUUGUUGUAGGUGCCACAACUUUGGAGAGCAAAAAUAGAUACCAAAUGGUGUCAAAUUAUAUUGAACAGUCACACAUAUUAGAGUCUUAUAAAAUAGGAGAAUCCAGUGAGGUGAUUUAUAAAAUUUUGGAGGUGUGAAAGGUCAUUGACCCAUCUGAGCAUCUGAUAAAGCUAUGCUUUUCAGAAAAGUCCUGGGACUCACAACAUGAGGCCCCUUCACUGAGUGCAGUCAACCCCUCCCCCACCCCAUCUCACCCUCCUAGGACUUAACAGAAACUCUGAUGAAGAAGUCUUCCUCUAUGAAACAUAAUACUGAUGAUGAGUUAAUGUGUGAUUUUAAAAAUGGACUUGAAAUGCAUACAGUAGAAUAACCUGUGCAUGCAAGAAGGUACCUCAUGUGGUAGGUUGCCUGUCAGCCCUCCUCUGAAAGAAUUUUAAAAAGUAUGCAUUCCUUUUUCUGUAACUGAAGUCUGGAAUACAGAGUAUAGCCCAAAGUACUACUAGAAUCCAAAGUGGAAAUCUUAAUCAUUAAAUUUGUUUAGUCAAAAGAAAAAAACCAGAAGGGUAACUACCUAUUAUGGAGGUGAUUUUAUAAAGUGCUGUUUAUUUGGCAGGAUUAAGUACUCUGAUGGGCUUAAACUGUGGUAGACUUUUAAUAUAGGAAAAAAUUGACAGGUAAUAUAAAUUGUGGACCCAGUUUUUUGCUUAUUUAAGUUGAAAAGAUAAGAAAGUUAGUUCUGGUUGGGAUAUUUUGGAAUAAAUUUGACAAGCAUUUAAGAAAAUUAUAAAUUUUCAUUGAGUUGGGUAAUGAAUCUGAUUCUGAAGUGCCCUAUCAUCUGUAGGGUACAAGAGCAAGCCACCCUAAGAUGUGCUGUUAUGACAUGCAGAUUAUUUCAGAGUUGAACACAACCAAGGCCCAAAAGACACAGAAAGAAAUUUUGACCUUCCCCUACCCUAAACAUAAAAAGACUAAAUUAGAUAGAGGACAUGCGUCAGGAAGAGAGGUAUCCCUGUAGCUAAUUUCAUCACCAUAUAACCUAGGGGUUGUUUGUAGACAGGGAGGAAUGGGGCAGUCUUAAAAUUCCUGUGUCCCAUUGUUUCUCAGUGGCCCAGCAAACAUUUGCAUACCAAACAUUUAUUCUCAUAUUUCUAUGAAUUGCUUCCCUUUUCCUUUGAAGUCUCAGACCCCUACCCUCUUGAUUCAGGAUGACAUAUACUCAUUGUCCCUGGCUUUCUUUGGAAUCUAUGUCUAUGACUUCCCCAUACAUAUGUAAUUAAACUUUGUUAUAUUCCCCUGUUAA